AUGCCUCCUUCCCUCCACCAUUUGGUAAUUGAUAAAAACAACAAGAAACUGAUCCCUCAGUUGAGUCACAACAUGGCAAAUUCCAAAUGCUUGUUCCUUCAAAUUCCGUUCUUCAUCCUCUUGUUAUCCUUGUCUCCUUCAUCCGCUCAUAAUCAGAGCAGCAAGAGCAUGGCACCACCACCAGCUUCACAAGUCGAUUACAAAGGUUGCUUUUCCAAGGUUUAUGCAUUCGGAGAUUCUUACACAGACACUGGAAACGCUCACUUCAUGGGUGCGCUCAAAUCCUACAUCAGCGUUUUCUUCAACAUGUUCAAACAUGGCUCAAGCUCAGCGGGUAACUUACCUGGUUAUCGACUAUCUAAUGGCCGCUUGGUCAUUGAUUACCUGUGUGAAACUCUCUCCGUACCCCACUUGCCAGCCUACAAAGACUCUUCCGCGCAGUUCUCAGGCGGUGUGAACUUUGCAAUAGCCGGAUCAACGACUCUUUCGGUUGACUUCUUCGCUCAAUUCAGAAUCGACCAUUCCCUGAUGUGGAAACGAAUCCCAGAGAGUUACCGCACUCAAAUAGAUUGGUUCCACAAAUUUCUUGCGGAGUUCGAUUGCAAGGGGAAAGAUGAGGCUACAUGCAAGGGAGAGCUGGCGAACACACUCAUCUGGGUCGGUGAGAUGGGUGGCAAUGACUAUGCUCGUCUUUAUGGCUCCUCUAUUCACGGUAAGCACGUCACGGAGCAAGCUGUUGGGAAUGUCUGCGGAAUGCUGAGGGCGGUGUUGGACAAGGGAGCAAAGUAUGUCGUGGUUCAAGGGCUACCACCAGCAGGGUGCCUUCCAUUGCACGUGUCAUCUUGUCCCACGAAUGAGCGUGAUCAGUUGGGGUGUUCAUCGAGUGCUAACGCGGUGAUAAUGGCCCACAACGAUCUUCUCCAGAGGAAGUUGGACGAAAUUAGGAAUCAAUACAGGGAUUGUACGGUCGUAUAUGCUGAUUACUGGAGUGCAUACCAAACAAUACUGACAAAUUAUAAGCAGUACCAAUUUGAAGAACCCUUCAAGGCAUGUUGUGGAGCUGGGGACGGACCACUCCACUUCGACCCAAAACGCCUGUGUGGAUCUACUGGCACGGCCACCUUCAAGGACUCCAACAAGUACAUUAACUGGGAUGGGGUUCACUUCACUGAAGCCAUGCAUCAACACUUGGCUGAUCUCUUCUUCAAUCAAAACUACUGUAAACCAUCAUUCGCCGAGCUGGUUCAGAAGAAGAAAGGCGAAUUAGCUUACUGAUUAAUCCUAUUUUUGAUAGGUUUAUAUAUAUGUAUGUGCGCUCCGAAUGACUGCAUUCUGAGAGCGGGAUAAUAAUUUCUUCUUGUCUAUAGGCAUUUUGCUAUCUGCCUACCCUUAC
Molecule: messenger RNA, 1393 nt
Organism: Alnus glutinosa
Lineage: Eukaryota; Viridiplantae; Streptophyta; Magnoliopsida; Fagales; Betulaceae
Product: GDSL esterase/lipase At3g48460-like
Exons: 2
Coding region: 1-1275 (424 amino acids)
Molecular function (GO): hydrolase activity, acting on ester bonds
Source: RefSeq, a predicted model, not a curated record